GCUUGGCGCUGCUUGAGAGUGCGGUGGGGGCGUUCGUGCAUGGCAGCGAGGACGAGCACUGGGAGGUGCGGGUAGCCACGCUGGAGGCCAUGGCGAGCCUGGCGGAGGGGGAGUACCGUACGGUGGUGGCAGCAGCCGUUACAGCUGCUGAAAGCGCGUCCGUUGGAGGAGGCGGCGGCGGAGCAGGCGGCGGUGGCAGUGGUGGUAUUGCUGCAGGGGCGAGUACGGCAGCAGCAGCGGCGGCAGGAGCAGCGGGGUUGUCUGUACGUAUUGGCGGCAUCGGGGGCUCGGCUGGAGGCAGGAUAGCCGCCGGCGGAGGCAACGUGGAGGCGGCAUCCGCGGUGUGCGAGGCCCUCACAGAUGCGCUGCUGGACGAGCUGCCGGAGGUACGGCAGGCGGCGGCGGCGGGUGUCGUACGACUGCUGAAGCUGGAAGCCGAUGCGCGACGUCAACUGGCGGCAGCGGCGGCGGAGACGGCGGCAGCGGUGCCGCCGCCCCGUCGCAGCCUGCCUGCGCUGUUGAAUGAUGAAAUGGUCCGGGGCCUUAUAACUGCCGUACGGGAUACG
Astrephomene gubernaculifera is the source of this 566-nucleotide messenger RNA. The record is from the annotation of a GenBank genome assembly. Lineage: Eukaryota; Viridiplantae; Chlorophyta; Chlorophyceae; Chlamydomonadales; Astrephomenaceae.